Phycomyces blakesleeanus NRRL 1555(-) is the source of this 1519-nucleotide messenger RNA. RefSeq lists its product as hypothetical. The annotation marks the transcript as partial. The transcript is spliced from 2 exons. Gene Ontology annotation, biological process: transmembrane transport; carbohydrate transport. Gene Ontology annotation, molecular function: carbohydrate:proton symporter activity. Lineage: Eukaryota; Fungi; Mucoromycota; Mucoromycetes; Mucorales; Phycomycetaceae. The record is from RefSeq and is a predicted model, not a curated record. Gene Ontology annotation, cellular component: membrane.
AUACCAUCUUCUUCAAAUCGUAUUCAAAAUGUCUCUUCAUUCACUGGAUACCAAGUCAGUUAACCCAGAAGAUCCUGGAAUCGAUUAUGGUAACCCACUCGAUUAUCCACCUCUUCCAAAGUUUCGCAAGGCUGUAUACUUGUCAGCCAUUGUAGCCGCCGUUGGUGGAUUUGUGUGUGGCUAUGAUACCGGUGCCGUUUCUGGGAUCCUGAGUAUGGAGCCAUUUCAAGCAUACUUCUUUACUCCAGACAAUCUUGUCUAUCUCCAAGGAUUGCUGCUUGCCUUGUUUUUGAUGACUGCCGCACUAGGCGCUUUCUUCUCCGGGUUUUUCUGUGAUCGAUUCAGUCGAAAGUUUUCCAUUAUCGGUGCCUCCAUCAUCUUUUGUAUUGGUAUUCUCUUUCAGAUCAUCGGCCACAACUUUGGACUUCUCUUGACUGGUCGCUUGGUGGGCGGCUUUGGCGCUGGAUUAAUGACCAAUGCUAUUCCACUCUACCAUUCUGAGAUCGCUCCUCCGGAUAUUCGUGGCCGCCUUAUCAGUUUCUUUACUCUCAUGAGCACCUUUGGUCAGGUGGUUGGUUACUUCUUCACAUUUGGUACUAGUUACCUCGCUUCUGAUUGGAGCUGGAGAGCACCCUGGCUGUUUCACUUGGGCGUGUGCGCACUCUGUGGCCUAGUAUUGACCUUCUUACCAUUCUCCCCCCGCUGGCUCAUUGAUCACAAUCGCCCCGAGGAAGCUUUGCAAGUCCUGGCCGAUCUCUAUGAAACCACAAUUGAUCACCCCGCUGUUCGUAAGGAGUAUGAAGCCAUCAGGUCUGAGAUCGAGUUUGAAAAGUCUAUGGGCAAGCGUACAUAUGCAGAGCUUUUCCAGGGUUCCAAUCUCAAGCGUACUAGCAUCGCAUUCUUUAUCUCUAUCUCUACAUCUUUCACCGGCAGUGUGGCUAUUUGGUAUUACGCUCCUCAGAUCUUCCUCGAUGCCGGCAUGACUGAUUCAUCAAGCUCAAUUGCUGCUACUGGUGGUACAGGAAUAUUUUCUUUCAUUGCAGCCGCCGUAUCACUCCAAUGGUUUAUUGAUCGCUGGGGUCGUAAACCUGUCUUCUUGUCUGGCGCUGCUGUAAUGGGAAUCAGCAUGUUUGUGGUCGGUGCUCUAUUCCAGAAAUUCGCCCUUGUUGAUGUCGACACUGGCGUAGUAGCAGUGACCAACCCUCAUGCCCGUAACACCAUCAUGGCGUUUAUCUACAUAUUUGCUGGUACCUUUUCGUUCAGUUAUGGAAGUGCUUCUUAUGUAUACCCUGCCGAGAUUUUCAACAUGCGUACCCGUGCCAAGGGUCUUGCCUUGACUUAUGGUCUCAACUGGGGUUUUUCCAUCUUGAUCACUUACUGUGCGCCUCUUUUCCUUGCUCACACUGUCUCUGGUCUCUACUUCUUCUUCGGUGCCUGCUGUAUCGUUUGCUUUGUCGGCUGCUGGUUUAUUCCCGAGACCAAGGGCCGUACUCUUGAGGAUAUGGAGGUUCUCUUUGGC